AUGGUACUCAGUGUAUAUUCAAUAGUGCCUGUAACUAAAUUAUCUAUUGAAUAUAAUUUUAGUAAAGGCUACUUAAGAGUAUUCAAAAAUCCAAAGGCUGCAUAAUUUUUACUUUUGAUUGAAUAAUUAGCAAUUUGGAAGUAGAUUUUAAUGUUGACUGAGAUUUAUGAAUAUUUGGAAAAAAAUCCAUUUCAUAAAAAAGAAACAUUGAAAAUUUAUUAUUUUCGACAUACAGUAUAUUAAUUAAGAGGAUUGAUUUUUAAGUUGAAAGCAGGUUUAAGUCCUCAAUUAGCAAUUACAAUAUUUUAUAAAAAAACAUCAGUAUGUUUAGAAGGAUUUGCAUUGGCUUAUAAGUAACUAAGUAAAAAGACUCUAAUUGUGAAGGCUGGAUUUAGAUUUGUAAAAAUGAAUUAUAAAAAAAACUAUUACCCAAAGGAAAUAGGAAAAGGAUCUAAAGAAUUGGUUUAUAUUGUCGAAGAAUUUUAAUAAUAUGGAUUUGUCAAUUAUUCCGGUGAGGUAUAAUAUGGGGAGUUUGAUAUUUAAAUAACAUUAAAGACUUGUUCUGUAUGUGGGUUAGCAAAAGUAGAUUUAGCAAAUAACAUUUUUUGUAGACAUAGAUAUUGCGAACAUUGUCUAAAAAGUUACUUUAGAAAUAAGUACUCUAUUGAAUGUCCCAUCCUUGGAUGCAACGCAAAACUAAUAAGGAAAUUGAUCACCUUAAAAAAUCAGACAUAAAAGAAUAGACCUUAAUCUGCUGAAGGAUAGAAGAAAUAAAAUAAAAUUUAAGAUGCAGAACCAAAUGCUGCUACUUUAUUGAAGGAUCCUAAUUGGCCUCCUAAAUUUAUUGGGUCUCAUGUGCCUAAUUAUUUGGAAUCCUAAUUCAUUCAAUUAAGAAAAAUAAUUGAAUAUUAAUGUGGAGAAAGACACUUUACUCAGGACGAGAUAAAAAACAAUAAUAAUUAAUGCUCAUAAUGUCUGAUGACAUUAUGGGAUGCUCAAGUUCAGGCUAAAUGUAAUAGACAUUAUGUCUGUAUUCAAUGUACAUUAAAAGCAUAGUAGAUAUGUUUACUUUGUUGA
This is a messenger RNA of Paramecium octaurelia, 1077 nucleotides long. NCBI's taxonomy places the organism in Eukaryota, Ciliophora, Oligohymenophorea, Peniculida, Parameciidae. The record is from the annotation of a GenBank genome assembly.